This is a messenger RNA of Eucalyptus grandis, 937 nucleotides long. RefSeq names its product homeobox-leucine zipper protein ATHB-4-like. Gene Ontology annotation, biological process: regulation of DNA-templated transcription. Gene Ontology annotation, molecular function: sequence-specific DNA binding. Bases 162 to 452 code for a protein of 96 amino acids. Lineage: Eukaryota; Viridiplantae; Streptophyta; Magnoliopsida; Myrtales; Myrtaceae. The record is from RefSeq and is a predicted model, not a curated record. The transcript is spliced from 3 exons.
AUGUAGUAUUGAACACUCCAUUGUUGGUGUGCGCUCGCAUCUAGACUAUGGUGUUGAGUUUAAGGUGUGCUGCAUUCGUAUACAUUCUUUGACCUUUUGAAGAUCAUAAUGGCGAUUGCUUGAGAAAAUUAAUUUUCAGAUUCUUGGAUGAUUUGGUUAGAAUGUUGACAUUUUCAGCUUUCACUCUUAACCCUAAGCAAAAGCUUGCCUUGGCCAAGCAGCUGAAUCUUAGUCCCAGAAAGCUCUGUUUAUGGUUUCAGAACAGCCGUGCCAGGACUAAGACGAAGCAAACUGAGGUGGACUGUGAGUACCUUAAGAGAUGCUGCGACAAUCUUACACAUGAAAACAAGAGGCUGCAGAAGGAAGUGCAGGAGCUCAGAGCACUGAAGCUCUCCCCACAGCUCUACAUGCAUAUGAACCGUCCCACCACGCUCACCAUGUGCCCUUCAUGACAGCGAGUGUCUGUUCCUUUGGCAUCAUUGUCGCCUCCAUCUUCAUCUUCAGUCACUGCCUCAGUGAUUAGCCCCAUGGGGCCGGUCCAUAAUCCUUUUAGUCAGUUUGGACCAUCCAUCAACCCUUGGGCAAGGCUACAGAUGCAACAAGGACUGAACAAUUUGCACUCUUAAUAGCUUUUCUGACAUCUGUGCGGCGUGUGCCAAGGCCUAAAGCAAAGAGAAUCAGCUCAUCCUGACGAUACAUUAGCAAGUAUGACGUAGAAAGAUCCAAUGAUUGGCAAAAUAGAGUGUCUAUUGUGCUUUUUGCUGAUAAUAGGACAUUGAUUGCUGGGAUAGACAAAUCUUAUCCCUGUUUUUAAGGUCGAAAACAUGUAGGAAACAGAAAAGGUGAACGUUAGUUGUUCAUGAAACUUGUUCACUUAGGUAAUUUGAUGAUCUAUCAUGAUGUGGGUGAUUGUGGAAUCUAUUCAAAUGUUGAUGAA